GAACCGGGAACCCCCGCCCACACCCCCUCCACCACACACACACCGGCAGGGACACCCCCGCUCCCGGUAGGGAUCCCCCACCCGCACCGGGAUCGCCGGUAAUCGGGAUCUCCCCUCCGGUAGCUGCGCUGUCCCGCCAGCUGGGAUCGCCCCCUGCUCCUCCAUCCCGCGGUCACCGCGAUCUCCGGUACCUGAGCGUUGCCCCCCGUAGGGUCCGCAGCCCCCGGACCCCCCCCCUCCCCGCCUUCCCCUUUCCCGGUAGUCGCCGUUAAUUCUUUCCCUCCCCGCCUGUCGCCCCCCGGUUCUGCCCCGCCGGGGCCCGACUGGCAGCUGCCUACGGCCGGGAUGAGCCGCCGCGAUGGAUGAGUUCCACCCCUUCAUCGAGGCGCUGCUGCCCCACGUCCGGGCCUUCUCCUACACCUGGUUCAACCUCCAGGCCCGCAAGCGCAAAUACUUCAAGAAGCACGAGAAGCGGAUGUCCAAGGAGGAGGAACGCGCCGUCAAGGACGAGCUGCUGGGCGAGAAGCCGGAGGUCAAGCAGAAAUGGGCCUCGCGCCUCCUGGCCAAGCUGCGCAAGGACAUCCGGCCCGAGUGCCGCGAGGACUUCGUGCUGUCCGUCACCGGCAAGAAGGCGCCGUGCUGCGUCCUCUCCAACCCCGACCAGAAGGGCAAGAUCCGCCGCAUCGACUGCCUGCGCCAGGCCGACAAGGUGUGGCGGCUGGACCUGGUGAUGGUCAUCCUGUUCAAGGGCGUGCCGCUGGAGAGCACCGACGGCGAGCGCUUGGCCAAGGCGCCCCAGUGUGCCAGCCCUGGCCUGUGUGUCCAGCCCCACCACAUCGGCGUCACCAUCAAGGAGCUCGACCUGUACCUGGCCUAUUUCGUCCACGCGCCCGAUUCCGGCCAAUCCGACAGCUCAAACCCGCAGGGGGACGCGGACAUCAAACCACUGCCCAACGGCCACCUGACCUUCCAGGAUUGCUUCGUGACGUCGGGAGUGUGGAACGUGACGGAGCUGGUCAGGGUGUCCCAGACCCCCGUGGCCACGGCAUCGGGCCCCAACUUCUCGCUGGCCGACCUGGAGAGCCCGGGGGGCUACUACAACAUCAGCCCCGUCGCCCUCGGCCGCCGGCCCCUGGGACCCCCCACUGCCAGUGGCCCGAAGCGCCCCAAAGCGCUGGACGAGGGGGACCUGGAGGGUCCCGGGGACGACGUUUUCUACCCCGGGCCGGGGCGGUCCCCAGCCCCCGGCAGCAGCCAGGGACCCUGGGGGGGGGACGUUGACACCGGCCCGGCGGCGCUGAAGAAGUCGGGGAAGUUGGAUUUCUGCAGCGCCCUGUCGGGGCACGGCGCCGCUCCCCGCAUGGCCUUCGGCCACCACCCCCUGCCCGUCCUGGCCGGCGUCCGCCCCGGCAGCCCGCGGGCCACGGCCUCGGCGCUGCACUUCCCGUCGGGGUCCCUCCUGCCCCAGUCGAGCCCCUACUUCGCCCACCCCACCAUCCGCUACCACCACGGGCAGGACUCGCUCAAGGACUUCGUGCAGUUCGUCUGCGCCGACGGCGCCGCCCAGGGCCCCCAGCAUUCGCAGCGUCAGGCGCCGCCGCUGCCCCCCGCCUUGUCGGCCUCGGACCCCGCGACGGCAACUUUCUGACCCUCCCCCAGCAGCAGUCCUGGUUCCUCUGACGCCGCCCCCGGACGAGGAGAAACCGCCCGGAAAAAAGGAGAAAAACGGGAAAAAAGAAAACAAAAAAUA
Catharus ustulatus (Swainson's thrush) is the source of this 1750-nucleotide messenger RNA. It is a transcript of the gene NFIX, whose product is annotated as nuclear factor I X. The record is from RefSeq and is a predicted model, not a curated record. Gene Ontology annotation, molecular function: RNA polymerase II cis-regulatory region sequence-specific DNA binding; DNA-binding transcription factor activity, RNA polymerase II-specific. NCBI's taxonomy places the organism in Eukaryota, Metazoa, Chordata, Aves, Passeriformes, Turdidae. Gene Ontology annotation, biological process: regulation of transcription by RNA polymerase II. The transcript is spliced from 10 exons. Gene Ontology annotation, cellular component: nucleus. Bases 359 to 1648 code for a protein of 429 amino acids.